AUGGACCUCAAUUUCCCCAUCUCCACCCACUUCUGGGGCAGCCUUGGAUCCUCUCUCCAGUGCACCCUCUUCCUCUCCCUGUUGGGGAGAGGGCCUGCUGGAACCCAGCUCUUAGAGGCCAGCUGUAGAACUGUAUCUGAACAAACAGGAAAGGCUCCAGAGUUGGGUGCUCCUCACAUCCCCGUCCUGUGGGUGCUGUGCCUUGCUGUCAGGUUUGGAGCCACUCAUGCCACCCUGAGCGGGGAGCUUUGGUCCUCACGACCCCCAGGGGUAAGGCUGCAUACAGGAGGCGUGUGCGCACCAGGCUCAGAUGCUGUUUCCCUUUGUGGCCUAGGUGCGGUGGAGGCUUGCCUCUUGCAUCAGCUGAGACGUGGUGCCGCUGGCUUCCUGCGCAGUGACAAGAUGGCAGCCCUGUUCACCAAGGUGGGGAAGACGUGCCCAGUGGCAGGGGAGAUUUGCCACAAGGUAAAGGAGCUGCAGCAACAAGCGGAGGGCAGGAAACCCUCAGGGGUCAGCCAGGAGGCCCUGCGGAGACAGGGCUGAGUCAGCGGGAAGGCCCCGGCCCUCAGCCCUCAGGCCUUGAAACACAUAUGGGUACGCACGGCGCUCAUCGAGAAAGUUCUGGACAAGGUUGUGCAAUACCUGGCAGAAAACUGCAGCAAGUACUACGAGAAGGAGGCAUUGCUGGCAGACCCUGUGUUCGGCCCGAUCCUGGCCUCUCUUCUAGGUGAGCCUGAGAGCACAGGGGCCUGUGCCAGGCCCACGGUGGGUAUGGGGCAGGUACUGAGGCAGCAUCGUCUGAGCUGGCUGUCUCUGUCUCCACAGUGGGACCCAGUGCCUUGGAAUACACUAAGCUCAAGACAGCCAAUCACUACUGGACUGACCCCUCUGCUGAUGAGCUGGUCCAGAGGCACCGCAUUCGGGGUCCGCCUACUCGCCAGGACUCCCCUGCAAAGCGCCCAGCCCUGCGGAUCCGGAAACGGCACUCAAGCGGCAGCGCGUCGGAGGACAGGCUGGCUGCCUGCGCCCGCGAGUGUGUGGAGUCCCUGCGCCAGAAUUCACGGACGCGGCUGCUUUUCUUCUACAGCCUCUUUCUUCUACAGCCACCCAACAAGAGAUACCAAAGGCAAGACCACUAAAAGCAUGCCAGCAAAACAUAAUAUAAUGAACAGAUAUAUAUCCAGCUCUGAGACCUGGCCACAAGGGCCCUGUUAG
Molecule: messenger RNA, 1215 nt
Organism: Nomascus leucogenys (northern white-cheeked gibbon)
Lineage: Eukaryota; Metazoa; Chordata; Mammalia; Primates; Hylobatidae
Exons: 6
Source: RefSeq, a predicted model, not a curated record